Messenger RNA from Eremomyces bilateralis CBS 781.70, 1282 nucleotides. Its product is annotated as aldo-keto reductase family 1 member C13. Lineage: Eukaryota; Fungi; Ascomycota; Dothideomycetes; Eremomycetales; Eremomycetaceae. The record is from RefSeq and is a predicted model, not a curated record. Gene Ontology annotation, molecular function: oxidoreductase activity, acting on NAD(P)H as acceptor. The coding region runs from base 214 to 1134 and encodes 306 amino acids. The transcript has 4 exons.
CCGGAAUCUCUAGGAAAGGUUUCACAUUCAAAAGCCGGAACUUCCCCUGGUUUGAUUGUACCAAGGUCCUCCAGUGUAUUUCCCAGCUGUUUCCUCUGAGUCACAUCUUGAACAUCUCUCUCGGUCUCCCUAACCGUCCCUAAUUCGGCUUCAACACGACGACACAUACCCCUGACAGGAUUGCUUGUUCGCCUCCUACGAGAAUUAUCGACAAUGGCGAACCUCAACGUCCAUAUCCCGUCCCUCAAACUGGGGGAUGGUAACCAGAUUCCCAUGCUCGGGUACGGGACCGGUACCUCGUGGUAUAAGAGGGGUGACGAUUCCAAGAUUGACCGUGCCCUUGUCGAAGCCGCGAAGACUGCGAUCAAACUAGGAUAUACCUAUCUGGACGGUGCUGAAGUGUACGGGACCGAAUCAGAGCUCGGUCUUGCAAUCGAAGAGUCCAAGGUCCCUCAAUCCGACCUCUUCAUCGUGACCAAAGUCCUCCCCAACAUUGCCGAUAUUCCUGCCGCUCUACAAGCCUCGCUUCAGAAGUUGAAGGUCGAUUACGUCGAUCUGUAUCUUAUCCAUUCCCAAUGGUUCCCUGGCACUGAUAUCGCUGGUGCGUCUGAUGCCGAUAUCCAGAAAGCGUGGGCAGCCAUGGAGCAGGUGAAAGAGCUGGGUUUGGCUAAGUCGAUUGGAGUGUCGAAUUUCCUUCCAAAGCAGCUUGAUGCUGUCAUGGCAACAGCGAAGGUGAAGCCGGUGUUGAAUCAGAUCGAGUUCCAUCCCUAUCUGCAGCAUAUGAGCAGCGGAUUGUUGGAGUGGCACAAGAAGCAUGGGGUAGCUACUGCUGCCUAUGGACCUCUAACCCCAAUUGUCCGAGGCGAUACAAAGGAUGGAGAACUGCCCGCCUAUCUGAAAUCAUUAGCAUCGAAGUACGCAGUGUCCGAGGGUGAAAUUUUGCUUCGGUGGUGUAUCGACCAAGAUAUCGUCCCCGUUACAACGAGCUCGAAGGAACAACGCUUAAGCAAUUACCUUAGAGCUAUGACUUUCAAGUUGACUCCUGCAGAAGUGCAGGAAAUCAAGAGUCUAGGCGACAAAAAGCACUUCCGAGCGUUUUGGCCGACGAAGUUUGACGCGAACGAUCGAUCAUAGGCGCAUCAGGAGAGUUACAGACGGGGAAGUGGAUCUGCUGAACUUUACAGCCUUUAAGUAAGCUCCAGGCACGCCAGACCACAUACGUACAACGAUACAGGAGCCCUAGCAAGUAUAUAUCGAACCAAUAGGUGCUAACAAUAUUGAU